AUAUUCACUUAAAGUUUUAACAGUACAAUUUACUUCAAUCAAUUUAUACGUCUCACGCAGUGUUCACCACGUCACGUUGCGAGUAAUUCAUGGUUUAAAUAUUCAACCAAUUUGCAACCCUGACGAUUUCUAUAGCGAAGUAGCGCAAAGCAACAGCGCAAUCAUUUUGUUUGUUGCGAAAAAAAUUCAAAAACAAAUAAGUAAAUCAGCUGACAGAUAAUAUUCGCACCGAGAACAAAGAUCGCUAUUGGUAUAAAAACGCUAACCAUUGUUAUAAUGGAAUUGAUUGCAGAACAAAAACUAAAACGGAACGGAUCGUGGAAGUGUUUAACAGCAACAAAAUUAAUACUUAAAGAGGCGGGUAAACCGUAAAAACAUCGUUGGAUUCCAGAAAUAGACUACAACAUGACAAAAGCAAUCAGCAGUGUCUUAACAUAUUUCCUCGCAACCAUAAUAACGCUUAAUUAUUGUGCAGCAUAUUCGGCGCUUGAAGAUGCACGCACAAUUGCAGAAUACAAACGUUAUUUGCGUACAACCGAUCAUGCUGCAGUUGCCCGCAGUUUGGUGCACAAAACUGAUUGGGCGUCAGUGGGUAGCAUAUCUACAAAUGAUAAAAUUGCAGACUAUCCCAUGGUAAACAUAAUAUCUGUGGAUGACAGUGCUGUGGAUGGCUCAUCCACAGGACGCAUACAUUUCUUGCUAACCGAUUUGGAUUUUACUGGUCCUGACUGGAAGCAUAUAAAUAAAGUCACUUUUCUAUUCUCCGAUGAUCAAACUUUGAAUUGCAAAAAUCAUGGACGUGAUCCAAUGGAACCGACAUGCCCACGUACUAUAAUUAGCGGAAAAGUUAAAGAGUUGGACAAAAAUGAUAAGAAUUACAACGACUGGUUGCAGGCUUUCACCGUUCGCCACCCAGCUGCAAAACAAUGGAUUAAAGCACAUAGUUUCUACUUAUGCGAACUGGAAAUAGAAAAUAUUUUCGUAUUGGACUUCUAUGGCGGUCCUCACAAUGUCGCUAUGAACGAUUAUUAUAACGCUAAACCGAACUAAUUCAUUACGGAUAGUGACAAAAUUCAACGACUGAGAUAUAAAAGGAUAUUCAACAUACCACAUUUGGUGCUUUGUAUUUAAAUAUGGGCAUACAUUAUGUAUUUUGAAAUGCUAGAAACAUAUACGUAUAUAUAUUUUAUAAACUGUUAUUAUAUGCUCCAUAUUAGAUGCUUAAAAACCCAUUUUUAAUAUUUUAUAUCUUAAAGUGAGACUGGUUUUUAAUAAAGCAAUAUAUAAAAAAUGUA
Bactrocera oleae (olive fruit fly) is the source of this 1295-nucleotide messenger RNA. Its product is annotated as Cellular Repressor of E1A-stimulated Genes. Lineage: Eukaryota; Metazoa; Arthropoda; Insecta; Diptera; Tephritidae. The record is from RefSeq and is a predicted model, not a curated record.